AUGGGAGCAAGGCCAGCUCCUGGAGGAUUUGAUUGCCAGCUGAAUUGUAAGGAAUUCAAGCAAGGAGGAAAAGAUGGGAGUUUUAUCUGUACCUCUGAUGCUUCUGCAGUUUGUGGCACAGAUGGGAAAACAUAUCGCAGCAGGUGUGAGCUGUGUGCCGAGAAUGAGAAAAACAGGAAACAAGUCGACAUAAGAAGUGAAGGCGAAUGUGGCAGCAGCAGUCUAGAGAAGGAUGUGUGCAGUGACUUUCGGGCCUAUGUGCAAGAUGGAAGACUCGGAUGUACAAGGGAAAAUGAUCCAGUCCGUGGUCCUGAUGGGAGAACCCAUGGCAAUAGAUGUGCCAUGUGUGCUGAGCUCUUUAUAAAAGAAGCUCGAGAAAAUGCCACACGUGAGAGAGAGAGCAGAAUUCGGCGAGAUGCUGAGAAGGAACUUUGUAAGGAGUUUGAAAACCAAGUGAGAAGUGGAAGACUCUUUUGUACCCGCGAAAGUGACCCAAUCCGUGGCCCCGAUGGCAAGAUGCAUGGGAACAAGUGUGCCUUGUGUGCUGAUGUAUUCAUGAGACAGUUUUCGGAAGAAAAAAGUAAAGCAGAGAAAAAUCAGAGAGAUGCUGAAGAAAGGGCUAAAGCUAAAGUGGAGAUCGAGAAACGCUGUAGUGAAUUCCGGGAUCGUGCAAAGAACGGGACACUUUUCUGUACCAGAGAAAAUGACCCUAUUCAAGGUCUGGAUGGAAAAACACAUGGCAACUUGUGUUCCAUGUGCCAGGCUUUCUUCAAAGCAGAAGCUGAAGAGCAGAAGAAUGCUGAAGCUGGAACCAGAAACAGAAGAGGGUCUAAAGACUCAGAAACAUAUGCCAAGCUGUGUGAAGGGUAUCGCAAGGUCAGAAAGAAUGGACAGCUAUAUUGCACCAGAGAGAAUGACCCAAUCAGGGGCCCUGAUGGAAAAGUCCAUGGCAACACAUGCUCCAUGUGUGAGGCUUUCUUUAUUCUAGAAGACAGAGCAAGAGCAAAAGUUAAAAGAGAAGCUGCAAAGGAAAUCUGCAGUGAGUUCCGGGACCAAGCAAAGGAUGGGAUGCUCAUGUGCACUAGGGAAAAUGACCCUGUUGUUGGCCCAGAUGGAAAAACACAUGCAAACAAGUGUGCCAUGUGUGCAAGCGUGUUCCUAGUAGAAGAGGAAGAGAAGAAAAAAGAUGACAAAGGAGAGAAGGAUAAGGUUGAGGCUGGAAAGUUGAAGAGAGAAGCAAUACAGGAGCUAUGCAGUAAAUACCGUUCCCAGGUAAGAAAUGGCCGACUCCCCUGCACCAGAAAGAAUGACCCCAUUGAAGGCCUGGAUGGGGAGAUCCAUGAAAACACCUGCUCCAUGUGUGAAGCUUUUUUCCAGCAAGAAGGAAAAGAAAAUGAAGCUGUGUUCAGAGUAAAGGCUAAAAGAGAUGUUAAAAAGGACUGCAAUGAAUUUAUGAGUCUUUUAAAGGAUGGAGAACUUUACUGCACGCGAGAAAAUGACCCUGUGCGUGGCCCGGAUGGCAAGACCCAUGGGAACAAGUGUGCCAUGUGCAAGGCUGUCUUCGACAGAGAAAAAGAAGAAAGAAGGAAGAAGGAAGAGGAAAAUCAGAGAAUCACUUCAGGCCAUGGCUCUGGUGGUGGGAGACUGAAGGCUAAGGAGGAAUGUGCUCAGUACUGGGAAAGCAUGAAAAAUGGAGAGCUCAGCUGUACUCGUGAGAGUGACCCUGUACGCGGUGCUGAUGGGAAACCAUACAACAACAAAUGCGUCAUGUGUAAAGAGCUGCUGCAGAAAGACAUAGAGGAAAGAAAUAAAAAUUCUGCCGAAAGAUCAAACGGGACUGGCUCAGCCACGGGAAAGGAUGUAUGCGACCAGUUUAGAAGCCAAAUGAAAAACGGGAAACUCCUCUGUACUCGGGAAAGUGACCCUACCCGGGGUCCAGAUGGCAAGACUCACGGCAACAAGUGUGUCAUGUGCAAGGAGAGAUUGGAAAGAGAGGCUGCUGAAAAGAAAAAGAAAGAGGAUGAAGCCAAGAGAAACACGGAGACAAACAAGAAUGAUAAGGAGGAUCAAUGCCAUGAAUUCCGGAGCAUGCAGAGAGAUGGGAAGCUGAUCUGCACCAGAGAAAAUGAUCCUAUCCGAGGCCCAGAUGGCAAGACGCAUGUCAACAAGUGUGCCAUGUGUCAGAGCAUGUUCGAACGAGAAGCUACUGAAAGAAAAAUGAGGAAUGAAGAAAACUCAGGUCCUCAGCCUGCAAAUGAGGGAAAGGACCAGUGUGGAGAAGUUCACAACACAGCAGGCAAUGCAAAACCUAGGCAGGCCAGGAGUUCUUUGCCCUCCGUGGCUGGGAUCAGCGAAGAUGAGUGCAGCGAGUUUCGAAAGCUCAUGAGGAAUGACAAGCUUCUCUGUUCACAAAAGGAUGACCCAGUGCUUGGUACUGAUGGAGUGCUCUAUCAACACAAGUGCCACAUGUGCAGAGCUAUCCUUGAAAAGGAAGCUUUGGAAAGGCCUGGACUCCAAGGAAAUCCAUCACACAUUAGAGUUACUAAAGAAGAAGGUGAUCCAGGAUUUUCCAGCUCCUCUGAGGACUCUGACAUAUGUAAACACUACCGAAUAUUGCCCAGGAUGGGUUAUCUAUGCCCAAAGAAUAUUCAGCCUAUCUGUGGGGAUGAUGGCCAAACCUACGCCAACCCCUGCAUGCUCUGUCAUGAAAACCUGAUCCGUCAGACUAAUACACGCAUACGUAGUCAAGGGAAGUGUGAAGAGAGCAGCAACCCGGAAACAAUACCUGCUGAAACACCUGCAUCUGUGAGUGCAUUGGCCUUUGGGUUAUGGUGGUAG
Arvicola amphibius (Eurasian water vole) is the source of this 2838-nucleotide messenger RNA. It is a transcript of the gene Spink5, whose product is annotated as serine peptidase inhibitor Kazal type 5. The record is from RefSeq and is a predicted model, not a curated record. The coding region runs from base 1 to 2838 and encodes 945 amino acids. Gene Ontology annotation, molecular function: protein binding. The transcript has 28 exons. Lineage: Eukaryota; Metazoa; Chordata; Mammalia; Rodentia; Cricetidae.